CUCUCUUCCUCGCAAUUUAACGGGAAAGCCGCUCACAAAAUACUCCCCACAUCACCAAAGCCCCAAGCAACAUAAGCAAGUCUUCUUCUGAUCCAGUGCUCCAUUCCGAUCCCAUUAUCAUCAUCAUCAUGGCUCAGCCAAUUCCAGCUCCAGCUCCAACUGUCGCACAGUUUGCCAACCCUCUUCCCGUCAUCUGCACUCAGUACUGUGCACCUUAUGCCGUUGAUCUUGCGGUUGUCAAAAAAGUCAUGACCAUAUCCGGUGGUAACUUUGUUGUCACAGACAACAACGACAACGUCAUUUUUAAUGUGAAAGGAAACUUAAUGACCCUUCACGAUGCUCGUGUUCUGCUUGACGCUGCUGGAAAUCCUAUUGUCACGCUUCGAGAGAAGAGAAUGACUGCACAUCACAGAUGGAAUGUGUAUAGGGGCGAAAGCAAAGAGCCCAGUGAUUUGAUUUUUACUGUUAAGCGAUCUUCAACGAUUCAACGAAGGGCAAAGUUACAUGUGUUCUUGGCAAAUAACACAAACGAAGAGGUAUGCGACUUCAUGGUUGAAGGGAGUUGGGCUGAAAAAUCUUGUGUCGUUUAUACCGGAGAUCGUACCAAUAUAAUUGCCCAGAUGUGUAAGAAGACCACCGUUCGAAGUGUUCUGGUCGGGAAAGACAAUUACUCGGUAACUGUUCAUCCUAACGUUGAUUAUGCAUUCAUAGUCGCGCUUAUUGUGAUUCUAGACGACAUGAACCACAUAACCGACAUGGAUGGACUGUUCUUCAAUUUAGCCAUGAGCAAGGCUGAACUACCGUCGUCAGUUAAUGUACCAGGAAAAUAAAUAUUAAUGCAAGUGUGUUUAAAUAUACAUUAGCUGAGUAAUAAUGAUGGAUAGACAGAGUGUUUACAUAAAUAAUGAGCUAGUUUGUAGUUUGUACUAGGUAGUUGAAUGUGCAUCCAGUUUGGACCAAGUACUCGAUAUUAAAGUUAAUAACUGAUGAUCAUGAGUUUGUUGUUGUUUGCUUGACUAUAUACUACAAAGAGACUGAGGUCUCGUUUGGUUAUGUAAUUCAAAUAAGAUAAGUGAGAUGUAUUGUUGAAAGUUGAAUAAAAUAUUAUUAUAAUAUAA
This is a messenger RNA of Juglans regia (Persian walnut), 1118 nucleotides long. RefSeq names its product protein LURP-one-related 10-like. The transcript is spliced from 3 exons. NCBI's taxonomy places the organism in Eukaryota, Viridiplantae, Streptophyta, Magnoliopsida, Fagales, Juglandaceae. The record is from RefSeq and is a predicted model, not a curated record. Bases 129 to 830 code for a protein of 233 amino acids.